This is a messenger RNA of Panicum hallii, 2995 nucleotides long. RefSeq names its product protein ECERIFERUM 3-like. The record is from RefSeq and is a predicted model, not a curated record. Gene Ontology annotation, molecular function: oxidoreductase activity; iron ion binding. Lineage: Eukaryota; Viridiplantae; Streptophyta; Magnoliopsida; Poales; Poaceae. Bases 830 to 2692 code for a protein of 620 amino acids. Gene Ontology annotation, biological process: lipid biosynthetic process. The transcript has 9 exons.
CUGCACGUGCACAGACCACGGGUCGGACGACGACCGCCCACACCUCAACGGCGUACGGGCUGCUCGCACCGCGCGGCGACGGCACCGACCGCGCGCGCCGCGGCUGCCUGUGCACGGGAGUCGCGUGCGCGCGACCGUUGCAACCGCCCCAAGCCGCCGCCGCCGCCUCUUCUUCUUGGGCGCGCGUACGCUGGUUGGGCUUUGCCGAUUUGGGAACUGAAAAGCGGCCGCCUUUCGUACUAGCACGGCGCCAUCUCGUGCCACUUCCGUUACCCGGCAGGAUGUCCUCCAUUUCAUGGCGCCUCCUCCCGCGCGCGCCCGUCUCCCGUCAUCCCAGGAUUUGACACGCCACCGUCGCGAUCCCGUUGGGUUCCCGGCCGGUGGAGCCCGGCGCCGUAACUCCAGCUAGGUGGGGGUGGGGAGCCGAGGCCGGUGGGCCGGCUGGACUGGGGGAUGCUGCAGCGGUCCUCGCCUCGUCCUUCCUGCCUGCUGCCCCCACUUGCCUCCCGUGGCGACCACGUUACAUGUAUAAAGCCACGGCGGCGAGGCAGCGCGCAUGACCCAGACACCCAAGCAAGGACGAGCAGAGCAACAGCGUUCGCCUCCACCUUUUUGCAGGCCUGAUUGCUGAAUUUCAGACCACCACUGCAUGCUCAGCUUGAAUCUCCUCUGAAACAGAACCGACCACCUGGCCUGGCCUGGUCGCACGCCUUCCAAAUAAACCUCACGGCUCCUCGAGCUUGCUUAGCUCCCUCCGGCAGCAGGUCGACUCUGCGCCAGAGCGGAACAGAGGAGGGCGCCGGGGUGAGCUGAGAGGAACAGGGCCGACAUGGGUGCCGCGUUCCUGGCUUCCUGGCCGUGGGACAACCUCGGCUUCUACAAGUACGUGCUGUACGGGCCGCUGGUCGGCAAGGCGGCUGCGUCGCGGGCGUGGGAGGCGGCGAGCCCCGAUCGGUGGGUCCUCCUCCUGCUCGUGCUGUUCGGCCUCCGGGCGCUCACCUAUCAGCUCUGGAGCUCCUUCAGCAACAUGCUCUUCGCCACGCGCCGGCGCCGCGUCGUCCGCGACGGCGUCGACUUCGAGCAGAUCGACAGGGAGUGGGACUGGGACAACUUCUUGAUCCUGCAGGUCCUGAUGGCGGCCACGGCGUUGUACGCGUUCCCUUCUCUGCGCCACCUCCCGCUCUGGGACGCCCGCGGGUUGGCCGUCGCGCUCCUCGCCCACGUCGCGGCCACCGAGCCGCUUUUCUACGCGGCGCACCGGGCCUUCCACGCCAGCGGGCGCCUCUACGCCCGCUACCACUCGCUGCACCACUCCAGCAAGGUGCCCCAGCCAUUCACAGCCGGGCUGGCGACCCCGCUGGAGAGCAUGGUGCUUGGCGCGCUCAUGGCGCUGCCCCUGGCGGCCGCGUGCGCCACGGGGUGCGGCUCCGUGGCGCUGGCCUUCGGCUACGCGCUGGCGUUCGAUGCCCUCCGCGCCAUGGGCCACUGCAACGUCGAGGUCUUCCCCAGCAAGCCCUUCCAUGCGAUCCCGGUCCUCAGAUACCUUAUCUACACCCCGACGUACCACGCGAUCCACCACACCAAGAGGGAGGCCAACUUCUGCCUGUUCAUGCCGUUGUUUGAUCUGCUGGGCGGCACGCUCGACGCCCGGUCGUGGGAGAUGCAGGAGCAGACGAGCGCAGGGGUGGACGAGGUGCCGGACUUCGUGUUCCUGGCGCACGUGGUGGACGUGAUGCAGUCGCUGCACGUGCCCUUCGUGCUGCGCACCUUCGCGUCCACGCCCUUCUCCGUGCAUCUCUUCCUGCUGCCCAUGUGGCCCUUCGCCUUCCUCGUCAUGCUCGCCAUGUGGGUCUGGUCCAAGACCUUCGUCAUCUCCUGCUACAACCUGCGCGGUCGCCUGCACCAGAUGUGGGCCGUACCGAGAUACGGCUUCCAGUACUUCCUGCCGUUUGCCAAGGACGGCAUCAACAAGCAGAUCGAGCUCGCCAUCCUGAGGGCCGACAAGAUGGGCGUCAAGGUCCUCAGCCUGGCAGCUCUCAACAAGAACGAGGCGCUGAACGGCGGCGGCACGCUGUUCGUGAACAAGCACCCGGACCUGCGCGUGCGCGUCGUCCACGGCAACACGCUGACGGCGGCGGUGAUCCUGAACGAGAUCCCCAAGGGCACGUCGGAGGUGUUCAUGACCGGCGCCACCUCCAAGCUCGGCCGGGCCAUCGCGCUCUACCUCUGCAAGAAGAGGGUCCGCGUCAUGAUGAUGACGCUGUCGACGGAGCGGUUCCAGAAGAUCCAGAAGGAGGCGCCGGCGGAGUUCCAGCAGUACCUGGUGCAGGUGACCAAGUACCGGUCGGCGCAGCACUGCCGGACGUGGAUCGUGGGCAAGUGGCUGUCGCCGCGGGAGCAGCGGUGGGCGCCGCCGGGCACGCACUUCCACCAGUUCGUGGUGCCGCCCAUCAUCGGCUUCCGCCGGGACUGCACCUACGGCAAGCUCGCCGCCAUGCGGCUGCCCAAGGACGUGCAGGGCCUCGGCAACUGCGAGUACUCGCUGGAGCGCGGGGUCGUGCACGCGUGCCACGCCGGCGGCGUCGUGCACUUCCUCGAGGGCUACGCGCACCACGAGGUGGGCGCCAUCGACGUCGACCGCAUCGACGUCGUCUGGGAGGCCGCGCUCAGGCACGGCCUCCGGCCCGCAUGAUCCGCCGGCUCGGGUCGGGCACCAGCUUGUUUGUUGGACGGGCCGGACCGAAACGGCACGGCAUGGCUAUGCUACCUUCCCCUUUGUGUUCGUUCUGACUUCCAAGUCUGUCAUCUUCUUCUUCAUCGUCAGGGUGCGUGGUUGGUGGUUGGUUGGUUCCUGGGUAUUAAAUUUGCUGUUCCAAUUUCCCUUUUUCUUUUCUUUCAAAAAAUAUGUAUACUGUGUAAACUAUAUACAUACUACGAUACAUGAGAAAAAUAUAUAAUGUGGAAAAUAGGAGGGAGAAUACAUACCAUGAUUCGU